AUGGACGACCGUGACUUGGAGGACGACGACAGGGAUGCAUUGGCAGGAUUAUCAAACUUCCCGCCUGUGCCCAAAAAAACUCAAUCAUAUAGCCAACAACUGCGUACAAGCACAGGAUCACAUCACAAGAAACAUCGCCAAGUGCGAAAACACAGCUUAGAUGAUGCUAAAACCAUCGGCAUUGCCAGCAGUAAUAGUUACAGCUAUUUCUUGGAGAAUUCAUCUGAUGAUGAUGAUGAUUUCUACCCCUAUUCCACCACUGUUGGCUCUGCUUCUUGUAACGCGGACUAUAAUAUUAAUCACAGGAUUGAUGGAUUGUCAAUGGGGGAUGGCGGUGGCUCUGAGGAAUACGUACAAUAUCAGCAUCAGCAUCCGCCGCAGAACUACCAACCAUUGCCGGAAUUUAUGGGGAGUGGGGGUGGAGUGGGGAUUUUCAAGGUGCCUACUCGGGCUGCGGUGCACCCGGGCCGCCCUCUUUGCCUUGAGCUUAGACCACAUCCCCUUAGAGAAACUCAGGUUGGGAGGUUUGUCAGAACAAUUGCUUCCACAGACACAGAACUAUGGGCAGGUCAAGAAUGUGGUGUAAGAGUUUGGAAUCUAUCAGAUGCGUACAAGCCAGGAAGUGGAUUAGGAGGAAGAACAAGGAGAGGGGAUGAGGAUGCAGCACCCUUUUAUGAAUCGGUAAAUACUUCCCCAGCACUCUGUCUGAUGGUGGAUCCAGGGACAAAGUUGGUUUGGAGCGGGCAUAAGGAUGGUAAGAUUAGGUCCUGGAGGAUGGACCAGCAGCAUUCAGAUGAUACACCUUUCAAGGAAGGUCUUUCUUGGCAGGCUCAUCGUGGUCCUGUUCUUUCCAUGGUUUUUUCUUCUUAUGGUGACAUCUGGUCAGGCUCUGAGGGCGGCGUUAUAAAGGUCUGGCCUUGGGAAGCAGUUGAAAAAUCUCUGUCUCUAUCCCCAGAAGAAAGGCACAUGGCUGCUUUAUUGGUAGAGCGAUCGUCUGUUGACCUUAGAAGCCAAGUUACAGUGAAUGGCGUAUGCAACAUUUCAUCUUCAGACAUAAAAUGUUUGUUAUCCGAUAAUCUCAGAGCCAGAAUCUGGGCAGCGGCCUCUUUGUCAUUUUCAUUGUGGGAUGCUCGCACAAGAGAACUUAUCAAAGUAUACAAUGUAGAAGGUCAGAUUGAGAAUCGAGUUGACAUGUCUUCAGUACAAGACCAAGUAGUUGAAGAUGAGAUGAACGUUAAAUUUGUGUCCAAAUCAAAGAAAGAAAAAUCCCAGAAUAGCUUCUUGCAACGGUCACGUAAUGCUAUCAUGGGAGCAGCAGAUGCUGUUCGACGUGUUGCAACAAAGGGUGCAGGUGCAUUUGUCGAUGAUACUAAGAAAACAGAAGCUAUAGUGCUUGCUGCAGAUGGGGUUAUUUGGACUGGAUGUUCAAAUGGUUUACUUGUGCAGUGGGAUGGAAAUGGGAACCGUUUGCAAGAUUUCAUUCACCAUCCUUGUGCUGUACUAAGCUUUUGCACAUAUGGCUCACGGAUAUGGGUUGGCUAUGUAAGUGGCAUGGUCCAAGUUUUUGACCUUGAUGGAAAUUUACUUGCAAGUUGGGUGGCUCACAAUGGCCCUGUCAUAAAAAUGGUAGUAGGCAAUGGUUAUGUUUUUAGCAUGGCAAAUCAUGGCGGUAUACGCGGGUGGAAUAUAGCCUCUCCUGGGCCUAUUGAUAACAUUUUACGACCAGAAUUAGCUGAGAAAGAAGACAUGUACACAACACAAGAAAAUCUCAGAAUUUUAGUUGGUACAUGGAAUGUUGGUCAAGGAAGAGCCUCUCAGGAUGCACUUAUGGCAUGGCUGGGUUCUGCAGUGUCAGAUGUUGGCAUUGUAGUUGUGGGAUUGCAAGAAGUGGAAAUGGGUGCUGGUUUUCUCGCAAUGUCUGCAGCAAAAGAAACUGUAGGACUUGAAGGAAGUUCUAUCGGUCAAUGGUGGCAGGAUGCUAUAGGAAAGACCCUGGAUGAAGGAUCAACAUUUGAGCGUGUGGGGUCAAGGCAGCUGGCUGGCUUGCUUAUAGCUAUCUGGGUGAGGAGGACUCUCAGAACGCAUGUUGGGGAUCUAGAUGUCGCAGCAGUAGCCUGUGGAUUAGGUCGUGCCAUCGGUAAUAAGGGUGGCGUGGGGCUGAGGUUGAGAGUAUUUGAUCGCAUAAUGUGUUUUGCCAAUUGUCAUUUAGCUGCACAUUUGGAAGCUGUCAACCGCCGCAAUGCUGAUUUUGACCAUAUAUUUCGAACAAUGACUUUCUCCCGUUCUAGCCCUCUUACUAAUGCUGCUGCUGGUGUCUCAUCUGCUGCCCAAAUGCUUCGGGGUCCAAAUGCAGCUGCAGUUAACCCAGAAGAAGGGAAACCUGAUCUUGCUGAUGCUGACUUGGUUAUGUUCUGUGGUGAUUUCAAUUAUCGCCUUUUUGGGAUAUCUUACGAUGAAGCAAGAGACUUUGUUUCUCAAAGAAGUUUUGAUUGGCUUCGCGAAAAAGAUCAGUUAAGAGCAGAAAUGAAAGCUGGUAAAGUUUUUCAAGGCAUGCGUGAGGCCCUUAUUAGAUUUCCUCCAACCUAUAAAUUUGAAAGGGGAAAGGCAGGUUUAGGAGGAUAUGACUCGGGUGAGAAAAAAAGAAUUCCGGCAUGGUGUGAUAGGGUACUAUACAGAGACAGUAGGGCUGCUCCAGCAGAGGAGUGCAGUUUAGAGUGCCCUGUAGUUGCUUCCGUUGUGCAGUAUGAGGCUAUCAUGGACGUAACAGAAAGUGAUCACAAACCCGUACGAUGCAAGUUGAAUGUUGACAUUUCUCAUGUUGAUAGAUCAAUACGAAGACAAGAGUUUGGGAGAAUUUUUGAAUCCAAUGCCAAUGUCAGGGCGUGCUUAGAUGAACUGCGUUUUGUUCCAGAAACCAUUGUCAGCACUGACAGGAUUGUGCUUCAAAAUCAAGACACGUUCAAUUUAAGAAUAGCCAACAAAAGUGGCAAAGACAAUGCUUUCUUCCAAAUUGCAUGUGAAGGUCAAUCCACCAUCAAGGAGGAUGAGCAACCAUCAGGUUAUCGCCCCAGAGGUUCCUUUGGUCUCCCUCGUUGGCUUGAGGUCACACCUGCUGCAGGUGUAUUGAAGCCUGAUCAAAUUGCUGAGAUCUCAAUACACCACGAGGAAUUCCACACCUUGGAGGAGUUUGUUGACGGGAUUCCUCAAAGCUGGUGGUCUGAAGACACCAGAGACAAGGAAGUGCUCUUGUUAAUCAAUGUACAAGGAAGCCGCUCACUGGUGACAGGAACUCACAGAAUACACGUGCGCCAUUGCUUCACUUCUAAUACUGUUCGUCUUGACUCAAAAAGCAACUAUGCUAGGAAACACUCAGGAAGUGCUCAUUCAAGAUCGUUGCCAAAACAUGCUGGUGCUACCUCUGAUACAAUUGAUGACCAUCGAAGCUUACGUGGUCCUUAAGCCUAAAUGAAUGAAAGAAUUCAGACAACAAAGUGUAUAGAUGAACUAGGCAGUUUUUGAUGAAAUGAUAUCCAGUCUAGCAACACAUUUCCUACAGCCUUCUUCACUAGAUAGCAUUGUGGUGUAAAUAUUCGGACUAUAGGCUUAGAUCUUGAUCUCAUGUUCACUAAGUUCCAUUUCAAAGUUCCAAAAUUUUCAUCA
This is a messenger RNA of Coffea arabica (coffee), 3660 nucleotides long. RefSeq names its product type I inositol polyphosphate 5-phosphatase 12. NCBI's taxonomy places the organism in Eukaryota, Viridiplantae, Streptophyta, Magnoliopsida, Gentianales, Rubiaceae. The record is from RefSeq and is a predicted model, not a curated record. Gene Ontology annotation, molecular function: phosphatidylinositol-4,5-bisphosphate 5-phosphatase activity; protein binding. Gene Ontology annotation, biological process: phosphatidylinositol dephosphorylation.